Messenger RNA from Pectinophora gossypiella (pink bollworm), 4520 nucleotides. It is a transcript of the gene RNF220, whose product is annotated as E3 ubiquitin-protein ligase RNF220. Lineage: Eukaryota; Metazoa; Arthropoda; Insecta; Lepidoptera; Gelechiidae. The coding region runs from base 145 to 1353 and encodes 402 amino acids. Gene Ontology annotation, molecular function: ubiquitin protein ligase activity. The record is from RefSeq and is a predicted model, not a curated record. The transcript is spliced from 8 exons. Gene Ontology annotation, biological process: protein ubiquitination.
ACGGCGUAAACGGAACGAUUAUUGUUGUUUUGAUUCAAUUUAUUAUUCUAAUUACGUAAAUUAGAUCGAAAAUGUUUACAAGAUGAGUUUCGACAAAACCGUCGAACUUUCAUUAGCGACAUACAACUGUUUAUUUGCGUUUUUAUGUUAGAACCGACGCGAUGUAAACAGAUUUAUUCGCCUAUCAACAAUAAACAAUUUUUUGAAAUGUUACCUAUACUAGUUUACAAUAACAUGGAAGGCAGCUCUAAUUCUUUGAAUAACAGUGUAGGUUCUAGCUCGUCUUUUAAUCAGCUUUACGAUGAGAAUGUGAUUUUAAAUUCAGUGAGAAAUAGGAAAAAGGUGACUGAAUUGCCGAGUUGUCCGGUAUGCAGUUGUACGAUAAGACAUGGAGAAUUGGAGUCUCACAUGUCUUUGGAGGUGGAGAGGCUGCAGAAGCUGUCUUCAGGCGGGUCGAAGCGGAAACUCAGUGCGAACAGUUCGGGGGCUUCGCUAGCGGUGCCGGGCUCAAGUAGCGGCGCCGAAGUCGCCGAUGAUCAGGAGGUCGAUGUGACCGGGUGCCUAGGGAGUGAUGUUUAUCAACGCGUCCACACGAACCGCCUGCGCCGCCUGCGCGCGCGGCGCCGCAGCACCCCGCCGCCGGCGCAGGGCGAGUGUCCCGUGUGCAACACCACGCUGCCCACCUACAAGCUGCAGCGACACGCGCUGAGGUGUCUCAAGAGGACCGGGGCCGAUAUGGACGACAGCAGUCUCGAUGGCAGCUCUGAUGAUGAUAUAGAUGUCGAGAACGACGAGCCGAGCGGCGGGCGGUUCGGCGCGGAGUACGAGUGGUGCGGCCAGUGGCGCGUGCGGGCCUCCGCGCUGCUGGACGGGCCGCGCGCGGCCCCAACGCGACGCGCCUCCAGCGACCACGCGCUGGUGGUGGAUGGUGAUGAGGACACGGAGCUGUAUGGCCCUCCUCAAUACUCGCCCUCCAGAAUAGCGCCAGAUGCGGAGAUCCCCGACUCGGUCCCAGAAGAAACCGAGCAGAGACCAGAGGACACCAACGGACAGGCAGAAGAAGAACCAGCAGAGAAGGAACAUACGCCGCCUAAGUACAACGGACUGGUCGAAGCUAGCGCGGAGACCAGAAUACAGGCGUUAAAAGCAAAAAUAAGAGAACUGGAAAAGAGACAUAAUUCUGAGGCUAAAUGUCUCAUCUGCCUGGGGCCGCAUGUCUCCCCGACAGUGUCGAUCCAAUGCUGGCAUGUCUACUGCGAGGUCUGUUGGCUCCAAUCUCUGAAAGCUAAGAAGAUAUGCCCUCAAUGUAACGCCAUCACCACAGCACAGCACUUGCGAAGAAUAUACAUGUAACUGAACAAAUGCGCCUUUAUGUAUUUAUACGAGGAGCUCGGUGGCGCAGCGGUAAAUGCGCUCGGUCUGCGAUUGUUGAAGUUAAACAACUUUCGCAAUGGCCGGUCAUAGGAUGGGUGACCACAAAAAAAAGUUUUUAUCUCGAGCUCCUCCGUGCUUCGGAAGGCACGUUAAGCCGUUGGUCCCGGCUGCAUUAGCAGUCGUUAAUAACCAUCAAUCCGCACUGGGCCCGCGUGAUGGUUUAAGGCCCGAUCUCCCUAUCCAUCCAUAGGGAAGGCCCGUGCCGCAGUGGGGACGUUAAUGGGCUGGUGAUGAUGUAUUUAUACCCAAAAACAAAGAUGAAAGAUGCAUGUCUGUGAACUAUGAAAUAAGAAGAUUCAACGAAGGUAUUUUUUUACAACGCAAUCUUUUUUUUUUUGGGAUCGUAGCCUUGAAAGUCCCUCAAUGGCCCCGAUUCCUGUAGACACCUAAUUUUAUUUUAAGUUAUACCCGUCAUUUUCUUAUCCGCCGAAAAGGAAAGGGACCGAUGAUUGUCAACAAGUUAAUAGUGCGAAUAAAAUAGACAUCUCGCUGGUAUGCCAUCUGUUAUGUUUUUUUAUAUAAUAUUUAUAAAGAUUGGAUUGUAUUAUUAACUGAAACUCAGAUUACUUCGAUAUGAACUGUAUUAAAACACAUAAUAACGGGUUCUUACCGCGUUUAAAUGGGGAUAUGAGACUCUCGAUAUUUCGACACUGUUGAUAACCGCGUAAACUUAAAACAAUGUAUGAACUGUAUUUACCAAAAUAUCAAAUUAACAGUUUGUGAAACCUUGUGCGUGAGAAGAUCGGACGAGAGAGAGUGGGACGGAAAGCAAGACGGCAAUACAUGACAUUGACAUAUACGUUUAGAAAUUUAGUUACAAUACUAAACACCAUCCGUUUGAUGUGCUGUCUACUUAACUCUGUCGGGAUAUUGGCCGAUGUAAAAUUUUUAGACGGUUGUUUCAGAUUUCUGCUUAAAAUUGUCGUGUGUUCCAUAAAUUUUAUGCCUGUCGAUUACCCGUCCCUUUCUUUUUCAACGGAUAACAAAAUGACAGCUGUAACUUAAAAUAAAAUUAGACGGCGACUGUAGGAAUUAGCACCAUUGAAUUGUUAAACGUAGAUUUAUAAGAAACCCUGUCACGAUUAUGAGCUCAAAUGGUGAUUGAUUAUGUAUAGAAAUAUGAAUUGUGUUGACAAGGGGGCGGUACAGGGGCGAGCCUGGUAGCCCAGUUCAUAGAACGCUUGCCUCUCACUUUGAGGUCGCAGGUUCGAAUCCAGCACAGGCCUAAACCAAUGAUAGUCGAAUUUGUUUUCCAAUUCAUGUUUGGAUCAUAAAUGAUCAUCACGUGGUCAGCGGUGAAGGAAAACAUCGUGAGGAAACCCACAUUCCCGAGAAAUGCAUUUUCAGAGGUAUGUGAUCUAACUUGUAUUGGUCGCUGGUUUUCCCUUCGCGGAUUGGAAUGUCAGACAGGCAGUCGCUUCUGUAAAAAACCGGACCUGUCAAAUCUUCAGGUUAGGUAACGGGAUAAUGCUAGACAGAUGAUGAUGAAGGGGCCAGUACAGUCAUGAGCAAUAUAAUGUACCCACUUUAGAACCCUGUCGCACUAUCAUAUUUGACAUUUAAUGAGACUUACGGUUUAAUUUGCCAAAAAAGUUAAUGUGACCAUGGUAUAAGAAAACCAGGUAUGCUCAAAAGUGACAGCUAACAUUUCGAGGUUACCCCGCUGACGUCAACUCCCACUGUAUUGCCAUUAUGUAAAAAAUAAAUUACCCACGACCAAUGUUUUGAUAUUUAAUUUGCAAGGAAAUUUUAAACUUUUAGUAAAAGAUUUACUUACAGUUUUAAUUACUUUUAUAUAUGUGACAAGUAAUAGUAAUUAUAUACAUUAGUCAGUAAUUCACUUAAUUUUCAAUAAUAAAAUUUACGUCCUUGGAUUGUUGAGAUACCAAUUUAAUGGUAACACUUACGUCAUCAAUGGACUAGCAAUGGCGGCUUGUCAUAGGAUUGAGCAUCAGGUUUUCUUAUACCAUGAAUGUGACAUGGUUUCAAAGUGUAUACAUAUUAGUACUAGUGACCGUACAGUCAUGAGUAAUAUCAUGUACCCACUUUAGAACCCUGUCGCACUAUCAUAUUUGACAUUUAAUGAGGCUUACGGUUUCAUUUGUCAAAAAAGUUAAUGUGACAUGGUACCAAAGUGUAUACAUAUUAGUACUCGUGACAGUACAUAUACGGUUUUUUCAAAAAGUGUUUUUUUUUUACUUAUGAAGUUGAUCGUAAGCUAUGCUGAUUCCUGUACACACCAUCUAACUUUAUUUUAAGUUAUACCUGUCGUUUUCUUAUCCACCGAAAAGGAAAGGGACGGAUGAUCGACAGGCAUAAAAUUUAUGGAACACAAUUUUUGGCAGAAAUUUUUAAAAAAAUCAUAAGUUUAUAUUGGCUAAUCACCCGACAGCAAUAGGUUAACAGGCUUAACGUGCCCUCCGAAGCACGGAAUCAUCUUACUUUUUCGGACAAUCAGGUGAUUCAAGCCUGAAAAGAUUUAUAAUAUUUUUUAUUGUUUGUAGGUUCUCUAGACCUUCAAGUAGUGGCAAAAAGGUGUAAAGCUCAUUUAGUUUAGUUUAUCCAUGACGAAAAUUGAGGAGCUCGGUGGCGCAGCGGUAAACGCGCUCGGUCUGCGAUUGUUGAAGCUAAGCAACUUUCGCAAAGGCCGGUCAUAGGAUAGGUGACCACAAAAAAAAAAGUUUUCAUCUCGAGCUCCUCCGUGCUUCGGAAGGCACGUUAAGCCGUUGGUCCCGGCUACAUUAGCAGUCGUUAGUAACCACCAAUCCGCACUGGGCCCGCGUGGUGGUUUAAGGCCCGAUCUCCCUAUCCAUCCAUAGGGAAGGCCCGUGUCCCAGCAGUGGGGACGUUAAUGGGCUGAUGGUGAUGAUGAUGAAAAUAAGAAUUUCGAUCACCGAAUGGCAUGGCUACACUAACGCCAUCUAUUGUCGUCGAGCUAGGGUCCCAACACCCUUAAAAUAAAAUUAGGUGUCAGGAAUCAGGACCUCUGUCGGAGUAUAAUACGCCUUCUGUGAAGUGUACAAUAAGUAUUGGUAAGCUUAGAUGUAGAAGGAAUUGAUGUAAAUAAAAAGUAUUUUUUCCUACAA